Molecule: messenger RNA, 2403 nt
Organism: Heterocephalus glaber (naked mole-rat)
Lineage: Eukaryota; Metazoa; Chordata; Mammalia; Rodentia; Bathyergidae
Gene: Hrh3
Product: histamine receptor H3
Biological process (GO): G protein-coupled receptor signaling pathway, coupled to cyclic nucleotide second messenger; adenylate cyclase-inhibiting G protein-coupled acetylcholine receptor signaling pathway; chemical synaptic transmission
Cellular component (GO): dendrite; synapse; plasma membrane
Molecular function (GO): histamine receptor activity; G protein-coupled serotonin receptor activity; G protein-coupled acetylcholine receptor activity
Source: RefSeq, a predicted model, not a curated record
ACGGGGCCAUGGAGCGCGCGCUGCCCGACGGGGUGUCGAACGCGUCGGGGGCGCUGGCGGGAGAGGCGGCGGCCGCGGGCGGGGCGCGGGGCUUCUCGGCCGCCUGGACCGCGGUGCUGGCCGCACUCAUGGCGCUGCUCAUCGUGGCCACGGUGCUGGGCAACGCGCUGGUCAUGCUCGCCUUCGUGGCCGACUCGAGCCUCCGCACCCAGAACAACUUCUUUCUGCUCAACCUCGCCAUCUCCGACUUCCUCGUGGGGGCCUUCUGCAUCCCGCUGUAUGUGCCCUACGUGCUCACUGGCCGCUGGACCUUCGGCCGGGGCCUCUGCAAGCUGUGGCUGGUGGUGGACUACCUGCUGUGCACCUCUUCGGUCUUCAACAUUGUGCUCAUCAGCUAUGACCGCUUCCUGUCUGUUACCAGAGCUGUCUCCUACCGGGCCCAGCAGGGCGACACGCGGCGGGCGGUGCGGAAGAUGGCGCUGGUGUGGGUGCUGGCCUUCCUGUUGUAUGGGCCGGCCAUCCUGAGCUGGGAGUAUCUGUCCGGGGGCAGCUCCAUCCCUGAGGGCCACUGCUACGCUGAGUUCUUCUACAACUGGUACUUCCUCAUCACAGCCUCCACCCUGGAGUUCUUCACGCCCUUCCUCAGUGUCACCUUCUUCAACCUCAGCAUCUACCUGAACAUCCAGAGGCGAACCCGCCUUCGUCUGGAUGGGGCCCGGGAGGCUGGUCUAGAGCCCCCUCUGGAGGCACAGCCCUCCCCACCCCUGCCAGCCCCUGGCUGCUGGGGCUGCUGGCCAAGAGGGCCAGGGGAGGCCAUGCCACUGCACAGGUAUGGGGUGGGUGAGCCGGGCCCUGGUGCUGAGGCUGGAGAGGGAGCCCUCGGGGGCGGCAGUGGUGGAGGUGCCGCAGCCUCGCCCACCUCCAGCUCUGGCAGCUCCUCGAGAGGCACAGAAAGGCCACGCUCCCUCAAGAGGGGCUCAAAGCCCUCUGCUUCCUCGGCAUCUCUGGAGAAGCGCAUGAAGAUGGUUUCCCAGAGCAUCACUCAGCGCUUCCGGUUGUCACGGGACAAGAAGGUGGCCAAGUCCCUGGCUAUCAUCGUGAGCAUCUUUGGGCUCUGCUGGGCCCCGUACACACUGCUGAUGAUCAUCCGAGCUGCCUGCCACGGCCACUGCAUCCCUGACUACUGGUACGAGACAUCCUUCUGGCUUCUGUGGGCCAACUCGGCUGUCAACCCUGUCCUCUACCCGCUGUGCCACUACAGCUUCCGCCGAGCCUUCACCAAGCUGCUCUGCCCCCAGAAGCUCAAGGUCCAGCCCCAUGGCUCCCUGGAGCAGUGCUGGAAGUGAGCUCGGCCACUCUCCUCACGGGCUCUGUUUCCUGGGCAGCCCCAGGCGUGAGCCUCACAUUGUCUGCGGCCCAUGCUUUGUCACGGCAGCUGCUCUUAGACCAUUUGUCCUGCACCGAGGGCAGCCUGGUGGGUUGGCUGGGACCUCACUAGCUGAACUGGAGUGUGGGUGGUAGGCUCUGCUCCCGUACCGUACUUCCAUCCCAGGACAACCCCCAGGUCUCAGGCAUGUGUGAGGUGGUCCCACGGACAGGGCAGUGCCCAGUGGUGUCACCUUUUUCACACUUAGUGGUUGGUGUUCUCAAAGUGAACACUUGGUGUGUGUACCAGCUUCCCACCCAGCAGUGUGCUCCUGCACGCGCACACACCUGUACACCUUCCUCCCCAGACAAGCCCGGGAUGCUGCCCUCGCUGCUGUCUGUCUCUUCCUUAAGCCCAGGGCCUGUUUCUUCAUCCGUCUUCCCUCCAGCUUUCUGCCCCGCCAGUGUCAAGGGCCCCGGGAACCAUGAAGCAGUUCUCUGCUUUUCCAUUCUGGGUGUUUUCAGGAAGAUGAAGAAAACACGUCUGUGAACUUGAUGUUCCUUGGAUGUUUAAUCAAGAGAGAUGAAAUUGCCGAGGAGCUCAGGGCUGGAUUGGCAGGUGUGGGCUCCCACGCCCUCCUCCCUCUGUGCUGCGGCUUCCGCCGAGCUGUGCCAGCUGCCUCUGCCCGCCCUGCCCCCGGGCUUGGGACGAUGGGAUAGCCCCACCAUUGGCUCCGAGCGCGUCCAGAGCCCUGUGAUGCCUGCUCAGCUGGCCGGAGACUAUAUCACCAGUCCCUUCUGCACAACCAUAAUUUCCUUGGAGUUACUGGGUAGGAGGGAACCUGGCUAUACCCUAAGGAUCCUGAGCCUUGCAGGGACAGUGAGCAGAUCAGGGCCAGGGGACACCCAGGGGAGCCCACUUUGCCACCUCCUGUACACCUGCCACAGGCGCUCUGCAUGCUCUGCUGUCCUUGUGCCUGCUGUGCUGCCCCUGCCAACGUGAAGUCACAAUAAAGUGUAUUUUUUUAUUGGUGCUGA